Messenger RNA from Didymodactylos carnosus, 2412 nucleotides. The record is from the annotation of a GenBank genome assembly. Lineage: Eukaryota; Metazoa; Rotifera; Eurotatoria; Philodinida; Philodinidae.
AUGAAUCCUGAAUUAGUAUCAGAAUGGCUUGCAGAAUUAGGAAAGCUUCUAAAAAGACAUCCAUCCGAUUUUGUUGCUCUACAUUGUCAAGAAGUUGGUGGAAAAAACUAUGAACAGUUUAUGCACGUUCUUGAUCCAUUUCUAAAAGAAAUGCUUCGAUUACCAGAAAUUAGUCAAGAAUAUACACGUUGUCGACUCUAUUUUGAUUCUGAUUAUACAUCACAAGAUACUUUUACAGCAUUAGGAUGUGCUUAUUUUAUUCGACAAAAUAUUCCUGUUCAACAAUGGAACUUUCAAACUUCCUGUUUUCAAGCAGUUGUAAAUCGUCAGAUUUUUGCCGGUAAUCUCAUACAGGCUCAAUCACUACGUAAAGAAAAAUUUCCAAGAGAAUUUUUUCCUGAAGCAAAAUGGUCUCGGAAAGGAUUUACACAAACAAGAUGGUCUAUUAAUGGCUGUGUACUCGACAUGGUCAACGUUCAUUUAUUUCAUGACACUUCAAAUUUACUUGCAGCUGAACAGAGUCCAUCUGUAUAUAGUACAUUUCGAAAAACGGCUCUUCAAUAUACACUACAAAGGCUACCAUUUGAUAAGGCUAAUCCACAAGUACCAUUCGCAAUAUUUGGUGAUUUUAACUUUCGUCUUGAUUGUCAUCGUUUCCUUGAACAAAUGGCAGAACAACCAAAUGAUUCAAUUGAUAAAAUUCGACAACCAGAUAGUGAUGAAAUCACGAGGAUAAUUAUUCGAAAUGCUCAAAAUAAACCAAAACUUACGAUUGAAAAGAAAGGAUUUAAUUUACAUGAUAAUCAUGAUACAUUUUUUCAGACAAAUACCCAUUUGUAUAAAACGCUUGAUUUUGAACUAUCAUCAUUUCAAGAUCAUUUAUUUGAAUUUGAAAAAACAUUUCCACCAAGUUAUCCGUUUAGUGAAGAAAAUAAUGAGGCACGCUGCUAUUUAAAAGCACGUUGUCCAUCUUGGUGCGAUAGAAUUUUACUCAGUCAUUCAUUGAGAAGUUAUGUGAAUUUAGAGGCAAAUAGACCUGUUUAUAAUGUAAUUGGUGAAGAUGUAUGUAUGGGCGAUCAUAAGCCUGUGUAUUUGGCAUUAACAGUACGAUUGGUUCAAGGUAGUUGCUCGAAUGAAGAUGCACCAUCGUUAUCAUCAUCGUUGUUGUUACCAUCUAACUGCUAUUGGUCUGCUGACUUGACGUUUGACAAAAGCCUAAAUAAUAAUAAUAAUAAUAAUGACCAUCAUCUUUCUAAUACACAGUUAUCAUCUUCAUUUUCCGCCACUGUUGAUGACACUUUUUCUAGUAUAACUAAUAUUUCAUCUGCUUCUAUAGACACUAAUGAUAAUAAUAAUAAUAAUAAUAAUAAUAAUAAUAAUAACAUGUAUUUAAAUAAUGUUCAAAUAUGCUCACUCUUUCCUAAUGAACAGACAAAUUUAGAUGAAUCAAAAAAUGAUAUUUGUAUAAAUGUACAUAAAACAUACAAUAUUCAUGAUUUUGCCUAUUUUGCUCAACCGUAUGUAUUACCAAGUUGGUCAUCAACAUUAAAAACAAAACCUAGUCAAAAACUACCAUUAUCAAAUAGUCAUGUAUUAUGGACAAAAGUACGUGCUGUUACAUAUUUUACCGGUCUUAAACAUAGAUGUGGUUCCUGGUAUUCAGAAGAUGGAACAGAAAUGACAACAGUGGACGAUAUAAUUAAGACGGAAGAAGAUGAUGAUAAAAUGAUGUUAUCAAAAUCAAAAACGUAUUCAAUAACAACAACUCAAGUUGAUUUAAUCAACUAUAAGACGGAUAUUGUUGUACCAUUUCGUCGUUCUUACAGUUCGAAUGUGUUUGUAGAUCAUCAAGAUAGUAAUGAACAAAAAUUAUUAAGAAGAUAUUCAAUAGAUUCUGGUUUAAUUGAUCGACUAAUUACAAGUCAAAAUGGCGAAGACAAUAUUGACGUUGUUCCAUCUUCUAUAGUGACUACUCAUCUAUCAGAUGCAUCAUUAUCUCAGUUAGAUGUAAAUAGUAGCAUGAAGCAUGAGAAUAAUAUAUCGACUACGCCACAGAUAUUGAUUGUUCGAGAUGCUCAAAAUCGAUCAACAACAACAACAACAACAAAGCAGCAACGAUCAGUUACAAGUGAUAAAUUGAUACGUUCAUUAGGAUCAGAGAAUGUUAAAUUUGAAAAUAAGAAUAAUAAAAUGACAAAAAACGCAGCCAUUAUCCCAUUGGUUGCAUCAAAAAUAACAACAACAGUAAAUCCUCAUUCUGAUAAUAUAUAUGUUAAUAGAAAAAAAUAUGAUAAUUCUUAUUUGAAUGAUAAGCCACAACAACAUACAAAACGAACGAUUAUUUCAAAACAUUUAUUUCGUGUUAAUGAAUCUAAAACGUUUCAAAAAUGGAUACGUGAAACACCGGUGUGA